AUGGCGGCCGUACAGGGUGGUAUGGUCGACGCGGCUGAAGAAAAAGACAUAAAAACAGAACCAGCAAACGACGGCUGUGGAAAUAAUAAUGCAAACGAGGGAAGGUUGCUCUCUACGUCCCCGGGCUCCAGUGCUCCGGCUGGGGGUAACAAAUCCCCGGAGGAGCAGCAGACGCUGCUGGCUGUCCUGCAAUUCCUCAAAAAGAACAAACUGACCGAGUCCGUCGAAAUUCUGCGUCGUGAAGCGGGAUUACCGGAGGACUCACUGGACCUGAAGGGGGGUGACUCCUCCGGGGCAGGCUCCGGGGCUUCUGCGGGCAGCGUGGACGUGGAAAGUGGCGGGGAUACGAGCUCUCUUCUGAGCCGGGUGACCAGCUCAUCCUCCGCUGUAGCCCAGGCGCCAACUAAAGCUGUUGGGGAGGAUCAGCCAGAUGUCAACGUGGUGCUGUCAGCUUACAGCCAGCAGGGAGACCCGGCGCUGUACCAGGUUUACUACAGCGGCCUGAAGAAGUUCAUAGAGUCGGUCUUGGACUGUCACCGAGCGGAGCUGUCCCAGGUCUUCUACCCACUGUUUGUACACAUGUAUCUGGAACUGGUGUACAACAAUCAUGAAAGUGAGGCCAAGGCGUUCUUUGAAAAGUUCAGCGGCGAUCAAGAGUGUUACUACGAAGACGACUUGCGCGUUCUGUCCAGCCUGUCCAAGAGGGAGCACAUGAGAGGCAACGAGACCCUGCUGGACUUCCGUACCAGCAAGUUCGUCUUGCGUAUCUCCCGUGACUCCUACCAGCUGCUGAAGAGGCACCUGCAGGAGCGUCAGAACAACCAGAUCUGGAAUAUCAUCCAAGAGCACCUCUACAUUGACAUCUUAGAUGGCAUGCCGCGCAGCAAGAGCCAGAUCGACGCCAUGUCUGGCAGUUUGGCGGGAGAGGCCAAGCGAGAGGCCAAUAAGGCUAAGGUUUAUUAUGGACUGCUGAAGGAACCAGAAAUUGAGCUGCCUCUUGAUGAUGAGGAUGAGGAGGCCGAGAAUGAGGAGGGUAAACCCAAGAAGAAGAAACCUAAGAAGGACAGCAUGGGCUCCAAGAGCAAGAAGCAGGAUCCUAAUGCACCUUCACAGACAAGGAUACCUCUUCCAGAACUAAAAGAUUCAGACAAGCUGGACAAGAUCAUGUACAUGAAGGAGGCCACCAAGAGGAUCCGCCUGGGACCUGAUAACCUGCCCUCCAUCUGCUUCUACACAUUUCUGAAUGCUUACCAGGGUCUAACUGCAGUUGACUUCACAGAUGACUCCAGCCUGAUCGCAGGAGGCUUCGCUGACUCCACAGUGCGGGUGUGGAGUGUCACACCGAAAAAGCUCCGCAAGGUCAAGUCUGCAGCAGACUUGAAUCUGAUUGAUAAAGAGUCAGACGAUGUGCUGGAGAGGAUCAUGGAUGAGAAGACGGCCAGCGAGUCAAAGAUCCUCCAUGGACACAGUGGACCGGUUUAUGGCAUCAGCUUCAGCCCAGACAGAAACUACCUGUUGUCGAGUUCAGAAGAUGGUACAGUCCGGCUAUGGAGUCUCCAAACAUUUACUUGUCUGGUGGGCUACAAAGGUCACAACUACCCAGUGUGGGACACCCACUUUUCCCCCCAUGGGUACUAUUUUGUCUCCGGGGGACACGACAGAGUUGCUCGUCUGUGGGCAACAGAUCACUACCAACCUCUGAGGAUUUUUUCUGGUCACCUAGCUGAUGUCACCUGCACCCGCUUCCACCCCAACUCCAAUUAUGUGGCCACAGGGUCUUCUGAUCGCACCAUAAGACUUUGGGACGUCCUGAACGGAAACUGUGUCCGGAUCUUCACUGGUCACAAGGGUCCUAUACAUGCGUUGGCUUUCUCUCCCAAUGGGAAGUUCUUGGCUUCAGGAGCCACUGAUGGCAGAGUUCUUCUGUGGGAUAUUGGGCAUGGGCUGAUGAUUGGAGAGCUGAAAGGCCACACAGAUACCAUCUACUCACUCCGGUUCAGCAGAGACGGAGAGAUCCUUGCAUCUGGCUCCAUGGACAACACAGUUCGUCUGUGGGAUGCUACGAAAGCAUUUGAUGAUUUAGAGACUGAUGAUUUCACAGCAGCUACAGGACACAUCCAUCUACAAGAUAACUCCCAGGAGCUUAUUUUGGGCACCUACUUGUCUAAAUCCACACCUGUCAUACACCUUCACUUCACCCGCAGGAACCUGCUGCUGGCUGCUGGGGCCUAUAAUCCAUGAGACUAUACUGAAUGAUUAGAAAAUAAUUUACAGAAGCUUGAAAUGAAGCGUCUGAUCCCCAAGCUCCACAAGUAACUGAAGAGGUUUGCCGUGCAGUUGGAAGAACACAACUGUAUUACCAACAAAUCACCUCUGGUGGGACUCUAGCUGUGAAUGAAGAUAAAUAUUUAGUUAGUUGACUUCUGUUCUGGCUCUCAGUCGCACAGAUUUGGGUCACAAAUUAAGCUGAUCUAUCGCUGAUAUCCCCUCGCGAUGAAAAGUGCCACUGUUGAUUGAGGACCUGUUUUUUUUUUUUUUUUUUUUAAUUACUGCCAUGAGUACAGCUUUGCUCAACAUGUGGCUGACAUUUCUGUGUCAUACUAUUUUAUAUUGCCAUACACUGUAAAUAAAACAAACAUGUUUUCUAUGUUUUGGA
Messenger RNA from Epinephelus lanceolatus (giant grouper), 2656 nucleotides. It is a transcript of the gene taf5, whose product is annotated as TAF5 RNA polymerase II, TATA box binding protein (TBP)-associated factor. Gene Ontology annotation, cellular component: transcription factor TFIID complex. The record is from RefSeq and is a predicted model, not a curated record. Gene Ontology annotation, biological process: transcription initiation at RNA polymerase II promoter. Lineage: Eukaryota; Metazoa; Chordata; Actinopteri; Perciformes; Serranidae. Gene Ontology annotation, molecular function: RNA polymerase II general transcription initiation factor activity; protein binding.